GAAGUCGCACAGAAGCAUGGCUUCGUACACACAGGGAGCUCUCCAUGUGGACUUCUGUGCAGAACGAAAGUGCGAGGAGUAUUGCACAGAGCCAGAGCGCCAGUGUUUGGAAGGGAAGUGCGUCUGCCACAUCAAUUACAUCGAAUCCGCGGAGGGCGUCUGCACUCCAAUAUGCGACAAGAAUCCCUGCAAGAAUCGCGGUACCUGUGAGAGAAGUGAUAAAAUUUCCUACUACUGCCAGUGUCAACCGGGAUACACGGGGCCAAAUUGUGAAGUUCAUUUCGAAGCAUUCGCUGUUGCACAGAGAAAUAUUACCAUCGUUGGUGUUGUUCUUGGAUUAUUCAUAAUAAUCUGUCUUGGAAUUUCCGGUGCAGUUAUUAGACGGUUAAAAAAUAAGACUAUGGCCAACGAGCAACUUUAGAUUCAGGUUGAAAACCACGCAACGGCAUCGAUGCAUA
This is a messenger RNA of Rhipicephalus microplus (southern cattle tick), 458 nucleotides long. RefSeq lists its product as uncharacterized. The record is from RefSeq and is a predicted model, not a curated record. Lineage: Eukaryota; Metazoa; Arthropoda; Arachnida; Ixodida; Ixodidae. Gene Ontology annotation, molecular function: calcium ion binding.